This is a messenger RNA of Plasmodium falciparum 3D7, 2814 nucleotides long. It is a transcript of the gene RIO1, whose product is annotated as putative serine/threonine protein kinase RIO1. The record is from RefSeq and is a predicted model, not a curated record. Lineage: Eukaryota; Apicomplexa; Aconoidasida; Haemosporida; Plasmodiidae. Gene Ontology annotation, molecular function: protein serine/threonine kinase activity; catalytic activity; ATP binding.
AUGGAACAGUAUGAAAAUUAUGAAGAAAUAAAAGUUUUAAGUAAUGACGUUCAGACGUCUAUAAUUCAAGGAGAAAAACUUACAAAUAAAUUUAGGAACAGAGGAUUGACACGAGAUAAACGAGCAACUAUAAAUUCUGUUUUAGAUAAUAGAACAUUAAUUAUUUUAAGAAAAUUAAAAGAAAAUGUUUAUAAUGACAUAUAUGGUGUUAUUAGUUCGGGGAAAGAAGCUUAUGUAUUUAAUGCUAUAAAAUAUAUUAAUGAUGAGGAAUUAAAUUCUUUGAAAAAUAUAUUUAUAAAACACUUGGAAAAAUAUAAAAAUAAUAUAAAUAUAAAAAUAAAUAAUAAUGAAAAUAUGAUUUAUAACCAAAUGGAAAAUAUACAUGAUCAGUGUAGUGAUGUUCAUAAUUAUAUGUCUCAAGAUUCUGAACGUGACAUAAAUAAUUAUGAACAAAGCGAAGAUACCCAUUUUUACAAUAAUGAUAAAUAUUACAAUGGAUUUUUUAAUAAAAAUAAAAAUAAUAAAGGUGAUCAAAGUGGAGAUGAUACAAAUAAUGAUAUAUAUAAUGAUAUAUAUAAUGAUAUAUAUAAUGAUAUAUAUGAUGAUUUAUAUAACGAUAUAUAUAACGAUAUAUAUAAUGAUGAUGAUGAAAAACAAAACUUUAGUAAAAGAGAAGAUACCGUAUUAGAAGAAAAAAACAAAUCCAACAAUACAUAUGAACAAACUUUUGAUAUAAUAAAAGAAAUGAAUGAUAUAAGUUUUUAUGAUAAUAAAAAAAGUCAAAUAUCACAUAUAAUAAAUAUAUUAGAUAAAACAAAAGAAAAAAAAGGUAUAGCAUUAGCAACAAAAGUAUAUAAUACCUCUAUUUUGGUUUUUAAAAAAAGAUCUCAAUAUAUUGAAGGUGAAUUUAGAUUUAGAAAUGCAUAUACAAAAAAUACGAAUCCAAGAAAAAUGGUUAAACAAUGGGCAGAAAAAGAAUUUAGAAAUUUAAGAAGAAUUUUAAUAUGUGGAUUAAGAUGUCCAUAUCCAUUAGUAUUAAGAAGUAAUGUUAUUGUAAUGAGUAUGAUUGGUUAUAUAGAUAAUGCAUGCCCUAAAAUGAAAGAUCUAAAUUUUGAUAUAUUAAAAUGGAAAGAAUUAUAUAUUGAAUGCAUAUGUAUAUUAAGAUUUUUAUUUUUUAAUUGUAAAUUAGUACAUGCAGAUUUCUCAGAAUAUAAUUUACUGUACUUUUGUAAUCAUAUAUAUAUAAUCGAUGUUUCUCAAUCCAUGGAACAUGACCAUCCAUAUUCCUUGGAAUUCUUAAAAAGGGAUUGUCUAAAUAUUACCAACUUUUUUAAAAAAAAAAUUGGUACCAUUGUGCAACAAACACAACCUACGAAUUUGUACACUCAAAGGAAUGAACAGAAUGUGGAAAAUAAGACAAAUGUGGAUAUUAACAGGGUACAAACAAAUUAUACAAAUGAACAUGUUGAAGGUUAUAAUGUUGAAGGUUAUAAUGUUGAAGGUUAUAAUGUUGAAGGUCAUAAUGUUGAAGGUUAUAAUGUUGAAGGUUAUAAUGUUGAAGGUCAUAAUGUUGAAGGUCAUAAUGUUGAAGGUCAUAAUGUUGAAGGUCAUAAUGUUGAAGGUUAUGAUGAUACAAAUACAAUCGAUGACAAAACUAGCCACCUUUUACCACAAAAGGACUUCUCCAAAUUAUUAGAUGUACCAGAUGCAGGAUUUUAUGAGAAUGUAGAAAUAUUGCCUUUAAAAGUUUUAUUUGAUUUUAUUGUAUCAUCAUCAUUACCUGAUGAUAUUGUAUAUUUUAUUGAAAAUGAUAAAAAGAAAAUUUCUUUAAACCCGUAUGAAAUAAUUUACUUACAAAUCUUUGGUUUAAUAAAAAAUACAACUCCUAUACCCAAAUUAAAUUUAAAAAAAAUACAAAAAAAUAGAAUUUAUUUUGAAAAAUUGAAGAGAGCUACAUGUUACUAUGUAACCAAGUUUACCAAUGAGAAAAAAAAAAAAUUAGAAAAAUAUUCGAAAAAACAUUCACAAAAAUAUGCACAUAAAGAUGAGGUAGAAGAACAAGUCUUUUUGAGUUCCUGGAUCCCAUCAUAUUUAAAUGAAAUAAAAGAUAUACGAACUAUUGAAAAAGAUUUAAAACUUUUAAAAAAAGGAAAAUCUAUUGUUAAUAAUUUUAUAUCCAAUCAAAACAAUGAUCAUAAAUACCAAAAUAACACAAAAGAAGAAGAUCCAAAAAACAAAAAAAAAGAACAAAACAAAGAACAAAACAAAGAACAAAACAAAGAACAAAAAGAAAUAUACAAUAAAAACGAGGUGCACAUUGAUUCACAUAUAUUUUAUGAAGAAAGAAAUCAAAUGGAUGUAAAUAAAAUAAACGAUACCUUACAUAUAUCAAAUGAACACAGUUUUGAAGAAAAUAUAAAACAAUAUGAUCAUGAAUAUAAAGAAACGCACCAAGAAGAAAUAAUCAUUGAACAAGAUAAGAAUGAAGAAAAUGAAAUUAUGUCUAAUUCCAAUACACUCUUAAAUAUUAUACAAACAAAUUCAUGUGACCAUUUAUCAAAUUCAGUAGAUUCAGAUACGUCAAAUAUUGAUGAUGAAUCUGAUUCAUGUGAACAAAAUGAGGACGAAGAAAACUAUUCUAGCGUACAUGAGCAAGAAGAAGUAAAAUUUAAGGGUAUAAUUCCUGAUGGUAUUACAAGAAAAGAAUGGUGUAAAUUAGUAAAAGAACAAAAUAGAGAAAAAAGAAAACAUAAAAUACCAAAAUAUCAAAAGAAAAAAAAAAAAAAAAAAACUCACAUAAAAAAAAAAAAAUAA